AUGGGAGCGACCCGUCUUCUUGCCAGCCUCCGCCGCCUCAGACCCGACCCAUCGGCGUCGGCGCUGUUCGGUCGCUUCCAGAACACCGGGCCCUUCCCACUGCGCGGCGGCGCCUUCUCCCGCUACGGUAGUUCUCACGACUCCCUGCGCCUCCGCAGCCCGUUCCUUGGAACCUGUAGACAACUUUCGUCGUUGGACGGACUGACCGGCGGUGGCGGUGGCCAUGAGGAUGGUGAGGUGAGAAAGGGGGCUGUCUCCAUUGAAGGAUCGGAUUUGCACGAGCUCUGCACCGAGGGAGGCGAGGACAGUCUCUGGUACGCUCCUGUGCGGGGAGUCAUCUCGCUGCUGGAUGGGUACCAUGAGUUCACAGGUCUUCCCUGGUAAUCUCUCGAAAACCGGGCUUGGGCUGCGCAAGAGUGGUCUACUUUGUGUCUUUAAUGGAACAUAUUAAAAGUGUGUUACCUUCUGACGUGGAAUGGUAAUGUAGGCUUGCAGAUUUUUUUUAAAAGUAUUGCCAAAAAAUUAUUUGAAGAAGCGACUGGGAAGUGAAGAGUAAGGACUUUGGCUUAGACGGAUGUUGAGUCAGAUUUACUGGAUUGAUGAUUUCCCAGUCCAAAAACUAUUGAGCUAAUUGGAAUCAAAUAGUUGGGUGCUUAGGAAUCUGAAAAAUGAAAUUCUUAGCAUGAAGAAUCUGUAGAAAAGAUGAGACCAAUGCUGAUUAACAUCUUUGAUUCAAUUAAUUUAAUAAUGGAACGUGUUAAAACAUGGUCCGAAUUGAUUGCCAAAUAUUAUAUAUCUGAGUAGGUUGAAUAAAUUUCAUAUGUAAAUUAGUGGGCUUAGGUGGUAGUGCUAAAUUGUUACAUUUUUGAGAGCGUGGAGGAUCGGUGUUGACUGCCACCAACUGCAGCCUCCAUUCAUGAUUGCCAUAUAUUCUGUCUUCAGUACUAGGGUAUUGAUAUUCUUGUCCCGACUUGUUUGGAUUAGGAUAAGAUAGUACUGUUCCUCGCUGAAACUAUUUUUAACCUUAUUUUCUCAGAAAGAUAUUGGGUAACAGAUUUCCUACACUCUGAUGACUGUGCUCUGAUAUUUGUGUAUCAUUUUCUUCUCCUCCCGUUCUCAGUCUCUUUUACUAUUGAAACAUUGUAGACUUGUGUUUUGUUCGUUUCCUCUGUUCAUGUUUUCAUGCUACUGUCUCCUUCAUGCAUAAAAUUUGGCCCCACUCCCCACUUCCAUAUCAAAGGUAAAUUUACAAAUUUUCCUUUUCUUCUACAUUUACACCUUAUAAUUCUCUUUUCGCAUGGAUCCAUUUUGUUGUUUAUGAACGUUAUAACUAUACAGCGUGGUUGUUCUAAUUGAUACUUCAUGAUCUUGUUUCAGUUUAGGAUUUUCUGCUUAGUAGAGCAUGAGAGAUGUACUCUACUCUGUUCCGUCACCUCUUCUUGUCCAGGUUCCUCACAACCACAUCAUAUGUCUACAAGAGAUAUAUGUACUCUAGCAUUCUCCUUCAACUGAUAAUGGGUCAUAUCUCUAGAAUUCUACAAGAGAUUCUGCCUUCUGUACUCGAAGGGCGGCACAUGUUUGUUGGUCCAUGCUACUGAAUUAUUUAAUAAUUUUUUUGGCGCAUUCGUGGCAUAUUCAUUGUAAUAGUUUUUCUUGUGGUUAAGUAGAGAUACUGAUACCUUAGAAAGAAAAGGUCUUUAUUUCCCUUCUUUAUAGCUUUUAGAUUAAAAGAGUAUCAUUUUCAUUUACCCAUUCUUCCAGCAGCGGUUUGAUAAACUGUUAGAACUGGAGUAGGCUGGAUUAUUCAAAUUUAUCUGAGAUAACCCAGCCUUCCGAGUUUGAUAACCUGAAAUGGCUGAGAGAGCCACAUGAAGCCCAGUUAAGGAUAAACUCAGCUAAGGUUGCUUAACUUAUUGGACUAAGCACCAAAUAGCGAGAAACUCAGCCUGUUUAACUUAUCCUUGCUGUUAUUAAACUGAAAUCUAAUUUAAACUAUGGCAGGGAGAGAGAUAGAUUGUUAUCAAACUUAAAGUCGGAUAAACUGGAAUCCAAAUCGGAGGAGAAGUUAAACUAGUUAAUCCAAACUGGUUAUCAAACUGCCCCUACACUUUUAAGUUUUCAGUAAAUUCUUUCAGUAUCUGUCCAUGAGCUGGCUUCAUUUUUAAUUAGUCACUUUUUUUACUAUAAGGAUAAUAGACAAAGGCAUCUAGUUGUUGUGAUCCAUACUUCAUCUAGCGUUUAUGUGGGUCGAAAUGAUCGGCUCUUGUUCAGUGAUAUUAAUGGCCCAAUUUAUUCAGAAUUUCGAUUCAAUGAGUGAUCUCCAUGUACAAAGUUGUUCGUUCAGUGCUAAAAGCUGCAAUUUUACAGAAGUUUACAUCACAUUUCAGGUGGAUAACAAUUGCUUCCUCUACCUUUGCCCUUAGAGUGUCAAUACUUCCUGUGCUGUUAUUACAAUUCAAGAAGAUGCGAAAGUUGUCGGAGUUGUUUCCUAAAUGUGAGAAUGUGUUUUUCUAUUCCAUUUUAAAAUAUACUAAUCUGUUAUUAAUUAUUUGGCAAUGGAUAUUCUAUUUCGCCCUGUUUGAUCUCAUGUCAUCUCUAAUCAGCAGUAAUUGGAUUCCUUAAGCUCUUUAGAGCCUACCCAUGCCACAUUUUUCUGUAAUAUAUUAGUCGAUAAAAUGGCAUCCCAUGCAACUGGAAGGUCAUUUAUUGUCUCUGUAUGUAUUUAUUUGGAACCAUUCUUAUGUUAUUUUCUAAUUUUAUUACAACAAAUGGACACUUCAUGUUACGUCAUGAAGAAUUAAUAUGAAAUAAUCGAAGGCAAGUCACAUGUUUUGAUUCUUUAAUUUUUUCGUUGAGAUAUUUCUUGAUAUCUUUUUGAUGGUGUUAGAAUUAAUGGUUCUAGUUUGUGUUGGUCUUCACUUCAGAUUACUUGUACAUCUUUCUUUGUAAGGCUGACAAUUUCUUGAAAACGGACUUGGAUUGUGGUGAAAAAUCGUCUUAUAGGAGCUAACAAGCUUUUGUGUACAUAAGUUAAUAGUCAUGCCUUUUUCAAGUGUUGCACUAGAUGGGUCCUGAUGGGAGAUGAAUUGAGUUGAUUAAGGCUUUUGUUACAUUUACCUCGUUCUUUGUGUUGGGGAAUGGGGGUCUGUUUAUGUGCUUCCAUCGCAGUAGACUCCUGUACUUAUCACAGACCAAGGGUUUAGAUACUUGGUGGUAGAUCAUACUUGAAUGACGCCAUUGCCACUAAAAAUAAGAAUUUUGUUUGAAGGGUAUUCUGGGGUAGUCUGAUGACGAGAACAUGUGGGUAUGUUUAUGGAUGAGAAUUUAAACCUUUUGCCACCUAUGUCGAGAAAAUGGCACAUCAUUGGAUAUUUGUUCCAUGGAUGUUCUUUUAUAUGCGAGAUUUUUCUGACAUUAUUCCAUGCACCGAUAUUCAAUGGCAACAUUAAACCAACUUUGAAGAGGUGUUGUUUACGCUCCUCAUGGAAAAAAGAAAUCAUGCGCUUUAGUAAUAUAGUAAUUUAUCCUUUAUGCAGUCCACUUGGGUGGUUGAGUAGAGUGGAAAAAUUGCAUUUCUAAAACAAAAAGUUUCUUAACUGCUGGAGUUUUUUAAUUGGGUGUGGUUGCAUUUAUGGUAUAUAUUAUACCAUCUUCGUGUAUGACAGUUAUGUUUAAGGGUCUUUGAACAGCUCUCAUAUUUGACGCUUUGAUGGAUUUUUUUAAUAAUUAAUUAAUUGGUUUUAGGUCCUUUCAAAAAAUCAGCAUCUUAUUAAAGUUCCAAUGAUUUUUUUCUGUUGACUUUCAGUCCUAGGAAAAUUCAGGAAGGUAAGGCUUAUUGCUUUCAUCCUGAGCGACUAUAGUAGGCUGACUUCAUUUAGAUUUAGAAGAAGCUGCAUCUAGUCAAAAGUUAAGCAAGCAUGGUUAUCCCAUGUUCCCACCCUCUUACUCCCCCUCCCCCUCCCUCUCUUCUCCCAGACUCCAUGUCUCCCCAUGCUCUCUCUCUCUCUCUUUCUCCUUCUUCCCUCACAAGAUUCCACACAUCCCCAAUUGCUCACCACCUUGAGCAUUUUUUCUCUCUCCCUUCACGCACCUCCCCAACAAGAUUCCACGUAUCCCUUUCUUACUCUCUACUUUGAGCAUCUGUCUCUCACUCCCCCCAGUAUCCUGCACAUCCCUGACUUAACUUUCUCUCUCUAGGAAUUUUUUUCUGAAAGAAGUUAUAUGGCAAGAUGAGAAAAAUAUUUCGACUUUAUGAUAUCUGAUCAGUUAAGCUUAUUUUAUUCAGUGAUUCGGACAUGGUGAUCUGAAACACUUUGGAUGACUUAAUUGACUUGGUAUGGUUCGAUCUGACUUGGGAUUAGGGAUUAGUGUACAAAUUAUUUCAAAUAAAAAAAUGAGAGAGAUGGAUGUAUUUUACUUUUGGCCUGGAUUGAUACAUAUUUGGUUGAUCAUUUAGCUCAUAUUCUUUCUUUACUAAAACGCUAAUUGUCUUUUCUGUCUUAUAUUUGAUUUCAUCACGUUAUUAAUUUAUAUAAAUAUCGUUGUAUAAAAAAAGAAUGUAAACAGGAGGGAACAUAAAUGUCUUUCGAUGUAGGCUUCGAAAAUGAACUUAUCAACCUAACCUUUAUGCGAAGUAUUUUUUGUCUUUAAAUUUUGAUGUCAUUUGCAGUUUUAUUAGAUUGUUGUUUGUUUAAUAGGCUUUGAGAUAUUCAGAGAACCAUUUCUGACCUUUCACCCCUUUCUCAAAGUGCCUCCUCCCCUGCCACCACCUUUUUCAGGAAAAAGUUUUACUGAACAAUUUAUGCUCUUUCGGAAAAAAAGGUUGGAGCUUGGCUGCCCCUCAUAUCUAUGGAAUUUUGUGUAUGUUUCUGUACAGGUAAAGGUUAAUUCUUUAUGACUUUUGCUUCUUUUUCUCAGGCAUGUUUUAUCUCGUAUCGAAUCCCAUAGAUGAUUUCUAUAUGUGACUAGGCACUAUGUAAUUAUCUUUAAGGGUUGUUGUUCCAUUUAUUAAUCUCAAGUUCAGUACAUGUAAGAUAGUGAAGAAACUGCCUGAUUGCUUGCAAGUAAAAUAGCACAUGUUUGAAACAGUUCUGAAUGAUUAUUGCCCUUUGACUUCAAACCCACUCGUUUCAUUGGUGUAUGUUAGAUUUUGGGCCUUGUAUGUUUUGAAACAGUUAGAAUCAGCCAACAUUGGCUUGAAGCAUAACUUGCAGGGCACAAGAUGUAAUGUAUUAAAAUGUCAUUGAAGUUUAUGCUACUUUUGAUCAGCACGGUAGGAUGGGAGUGAUAUAAUGCUCUCAUCAGACAUGUUACUGGUGAUGCACAGCCAUGGAAAAUACUACAUAUAUCCGAACCCAACUUCACAUUAGACUAAAAAGAUGCAAAUGCACUAAGUCUAUGUAAGGUGCGCAUGAAUUGAUUCAUAGUAGACAUAUCAGUGUAGUAAAAUGUGGUGAAAAUAAAUGCAGAAUUCACAGUUGAAUCAUAAGAAUACGCAUUACACCGGGAUUGUGUAUAUCAAAACCAAACAUGAAACUAAAAUAAAAGAGAGGAAUUUCAGAAACAUUCUGGAUACAAUGGGGUCAGUCAAAGGGGAGGUUUCGUCAUGCACAAGAUAAAAAUAUACAUGUGAAUAUUUCUUGGAAUAAAUGCAGAAGUGUCAUCCUUGAAUAAUGAGAUGAUGAAUGGGUUUUGAUUUUCCAUACUCGUCAUAGCUGUCUAGGGAAGUGUUACUUGCUGCACUGUUGUACAUAAUUGUUGAUUCUAAUCCCCUGAGAUCAGAUGCAGCUUCAGUUGGCAGUAAGGAUGUCAUUUCUGAUGUCUCUUUGUGAAGUGUACUUAUUUCAAUAAUCAAGGUUGGUCAACUUAUCAUCUUCUGAGAUAAAAGUGAAACUCUGAGUUGGAUCAUACCAAUUCAGCUGUGACUUUCAAAGCAAAACUAUAUGAAAGCAGCAGGUUCUUCUAGAGUCUUUAGUUAUGCAAGUUGUCUGAUUAUAAUCAUUAUAAAAGCAGAUAUAUCUUAUAUUAUAUGGUUAGCAUGUAUGGCUAUUUGGCUUGAAGUUUGAAGCACAAGUAGCUCCGAAGAGUUGAGUAAUCCAUUGACCUGCUUGGUUUCAGCGCCACAGUGUCUACUAUAAAGUCACCAAUGGUACUCAGAUAAAGCAGCCAAUUACACUGAAAGAUCCGUUCAAUCUCCCUAUGGAAUAGAAUAAGUUCAAUUAUCAUUAUUGUCGAUCUACAUAGGCUUCUUCAGUUACUACUUGUCCAAACAAGUUCCUACUUAGGACCAUAGUUUUGAUGCCCUUGGGAUCUUUUUAUGUGAUCAGAUGCAGUCAUGGUAUAAAGCUUAUCUAUUAACCUAAUAAAGGCAUUAUUCACAGGUAGGUAUAUCAUAUUCCCAUUAUUCAUCAAGCGUAUGCGUUUUGUAUUUAAACUUUAAUUUACUAACGUAUAAGCAGCAAUGUAUAAGAUACACUACACUCAUAGUUUACUAAGGCAUUCUUUUUUCCAGUCAAGAAUGAUCAUUGAAAGUUUGGAAAGGAAAGAAUAGAGUAAACUAGAGAAUAGGCUCCAUGUAGGGUUGUAAUUUAUAUGUAUAAGUACUAGUGCCCAAAAAAAAGCAAAGAGGAAAAAUAGAAAAAAAGGAAAGGCGGGAUAGGGAAAAUACUAUCCUUUCUUAACACCCUCCCUCAAAUUGACAAGAUAUCAGAUACUGGAGUUUGCCAGUGAACUCUUUGUACUGUUGAGUGGUUUGAGACGUGGUGAUUGGAUUGGGAGGUUGCUCGGCACAAGAAAUAGGAGGAAUGAAUUUUUUGAUGGAAAGGUAAUGCUGGUAGAUGUAUCAACAAUCUCUUUUUCUAUGUGGUAUGUUCAUGAUAGAUAGGUGUUGUAACGUUAUUUUUUUUCUUCUCUUUCACAUUUGAUUUUUAUUUUGAACCAUGUUCAUUUUUGGUAGAUUGGAGAUAAUUUAUUACUAUUGCCCAUUAUUAUGGCCCUUGAUUUGGGACAUUGGAAAUUUGACUCCGCCCCAUUGAUUAAAGUCAGUACUAAUUACAUCCUCCUAAUGAAGGAAUAUUCUUGAUUACAUGCGGUAAAAAAAUGAUGUCACGAAGUAAACAAAUUUUGCAUUUCAUGUUAGAUGAAUAGAAACUUGGAUAUGAAUCAAGGAUAUUAGAUUCUAUAAGGGAUAUAAGCUCAUUGGAACAAGCCUAUGAACAAGGUUUUAGACCACUGCCAAUUAGAUGUUCUAUGUGACGGAGAUCACUCAAUUUUGUUGCAAGUUGUUAGUGUAGGGCUGUUAAGGAAGGAUCCCUUGGGAGACGAGGUGUCUAACUUUAGUGGAUAAUACUUGUGAGCCUGAAUGUGGAUCCUAGUUAAAACAAAUUACGGACAUUGUAUAUCUAGCAUCAACAAGGCUACUAGAUGAAUUAUGUUCAUGGAAAGGUUUGAAACAUAAAGUGCAGGAGAAACGGUCAGGCUGUUGAGGAAUCAUAUUACAUCGAGGGACACGAAGUGAGCUAUAGUCAAUUGUGUCAUUUGCAAAUUAUUGGGAACAAGAGAUUACAAACUAGUAGAGCUAAUACGGUGUUGGUAAUCAUAAUAAAGGGUUUAGAGGAGGAACCAAUGGACAGAAGGGCUUGUUGAAGCUGAUUAACUAGAAAUCUGUUGGGCAGCCACUGUGCCAUGUUGAUAGUGGUAUCGGACAUGGCUGGGAUGUUUGAAGGAGAAAACUCAAUGCUAGUGAUAUCAGGAAAGAAGCGUUCUGGAUGAAUUUCUUGGUGACUUAUAAGCAUCAAGAAGGCAUCUUGAAGAUGACCUUCGAGAUGAUAAUAAUGAUCAAAGAGUUGAGCUGUGAAACUCGUGAUAUCUAUUCAAGAAGUUUGAGGGCAGUAUUAUGACAAGGCCGUUAGUCAGGAGGUAUGUCUAUACCUUAAGUAAUAGGACAAUUAGCAUAAACCUCUAACCUUACAGUGUGUGUAGGUUAGAGCAUGGAGUAGCAACCCAGAGAACAUAAGUGUUCACUUUAGUGAGCUGAGUAUCUCUUUUGGGAAUAUCUUGUGGACGACAUUAUGAUGGCUGAAGAAUACCUUAGAAAUGAUGCCGUAUGAGGACAUUGGCCUCAUGUAUGUGGUCAUAGCGACAAAAAUCCGUUUGGGUUGUCAGCAAUAAUGUUUGAUGAUGACAACAAUAACACCAACAGAAGAUGGCAAUAGAGUUCUUGAUGGUUCCAGCUGAGGCAGUGGCUAAAAUCUUUCCACUAUGGAAGCGUGAUAAGGGGGAAGCUGAAGGGAAAAUGACUAGAUCGGGAGAAUUUCAUAGAAAGAAGCGGACAUGUGGUGCAGAGAGAGAGAGAGAGAGAGAGAGAGAGUGAAAUUGUUGAUCUUGAGUUAGCCAGUAAACUGCAGGGAAGAGAGGGUUUUAAUGUCAUGCUACAAAUAGAGAGAAUGGAGAUAACUAGAAACCUGUCUCUCGAGUCUUGAUUUUAUAUAUGGACGCAAGUAGAAAACGUUAAAUAAAACCAAACAGAGGAAAAAAAGAUGGAAACACUCAACAUAAUGUACUUGUCUUUGUUGACGUUAGAGCUCCAAUCCCCUGUUAGAACAUGCACAUGCGAACGCCAUGUCAGGACUGAUUGUCUGAUCAAGGAGGGCUAUAUUGGGUAUACUCAUUUAUCGAUAUCUUUAGUUAUCCGAGUCUGUUUGAAGGGAUAACUAUCCCUUCAAACUGGCCCGGAAGGAAGUAUAUUGUGGUAAGCUUCAAUUGCUUCUUUAUUUCUGAGUAUGGCAAUACCUUACUGGACUUGUAUUCUAUUUUUUAUGGCUUGGAUGCCAUCGGGAUGGCCUGGCCCGAGCAUGAGGGUAGAAAAUAUGGCUCAGUUUUUACAGACUUCGGUAUGUUUGGGUAUUUUUCAAGUCAUGUUUACCGAAUAAUAUAUGGUUGGUACUAGUAUAAGUUGGACCAAUUUCCUACUUUCACAUAGUGAUUGAAAAAUUAGGCUCAAACGGACCAGUUUGUCUGCCUUGGACAAUGUCUACUAGCCUAUGUGCGAAGGUAAGUCGGCUCAAGUAAUCCAGGAUACCUUGUAGAUGUUCUAUGACUGGUUCAUGAUCAGCAUAGCAGACAACUAAUGCAGAGUUACCAAGAAUGUUAUUUAGUAUAGGUCAUCAUCCAUUUUCUAAAAUGGGGUCUUCUGUUCAAGUUUUUCUUUUCUCAGGAUCUGGGUUGAACAUGAGGAUCUUUGGAAAGUUCUGGGCAUUGCAUUUUUAUUUAGCAUAUUGAAGGAGUCAUGAGAUUAUAUUUUUGUUGCUAUUUAAUCGAAGACUGGGAAUGAGGUUGUUUAGCAUUCUCUUUUGUUUCUUUUGUAUUAUUUUCCUGUACAUUCCUCUUUCCAUUCUUUCUGUCAUACAUAGUGGCACCAUUCAUGACAGUGGUAGGAUACUUCUCUUGAUUCUGCUGCUGUUGAUGCAGCGGGGGAAGGAACAGAUUUCGAUGAUUACUUGCAUAGCGAUAAUUAGCUUUGGUAGGAACAAGGAUCAUCACACCCACAGCUCCAGUGCACUGUUAACCCUACUUGAUUUGAGGAAAUCCUCGUUCUAGUACAAUCUAACUGGGCGAAGUUACUAGCUGGAUCAAUAUAGUGUGAGCACCAUGCUGAAAUUUUACAUAAGCGAUUAACAUUGCAUACACUCAUAUGGAAUUAGUUAUCUUUUACAUACUGAUUUUGUGUGACUUCUCUUUUAUACACCUGUGUCAUCAGUCACUGAAAUAAGAUACUCUUGCUUGUUUCAAUAAAGCAAUAUCUUUUUAAAAAAAAACCUUUUAUGUACUUGAGACAUACCAGAACAUUUUUUCAUGUUACCAGUUCACCCUUUUUUUAAAAUUUACUUGUAUGGACUUGCUCUUCUGGCUUGGGCUUCUCACUCUAUUUUCUACACAGAUCCCUUGCUUCUUUGUAUGGAUGUUUAGCAUUCGAAGGAUGUCUUUGGACAAUCACCCUGGAUUUGACUGCGUAAGGGUCCUGAACAUUUUAGAAAAGUUUACAGGUUUUAUAUCUUUUUGGGCUUCUUUCAGUCCAUCUUCUUCAUUGUUGAUGCAUCAUAUUCUUUCUUUUUAUUUAAAGGAUACAUAAUUAUCUAGACCUCUGGAUAAAUUUUCUGUUUUCUAGUUACCAGGUUAAUCGAUUUUUUUAUAAACGUUUUUUGGUUAUCUAACCUUUUUGCUGUGCAAUUCGUCUGUGAUAAUUUUUUUGAUAAACGUCUGUUGGUUAUUUAUUUGGCUAGAAAGGUAAAUGCGUUUUUCUGGAAUGUUUUGUAUUUAAUGCCUGCGAACCGGACAAAAUAUUCUGUCUCUCCUUCAUAUUUAUUAAUCAAGUUUGAACUUCUUGAAGAUAAAAUCAAACAUCAUAAUGAAAUAAAAUAUACUUUUUGAAGCCCAAAGUGCAGCUUUUUGAUUUACAUGCUUGUGUAAAUCAAAUCUCUGAUUAAAUAUCAUGUUUAUUUCAUGUUAUGAUGGCAGAUCAUUUUAUUUAAUCAGCGACCUCAAGUUUUUGUGUGCUGAUUGAGCUAUGCAUAUGACUGCCAAAUAAUGGAGUAGAAGCAGAUUGUUCUCGUGGGAUACUUUUUGGGUCGUGUACAGCGAUAUCUUUCAUUCUAUAAUUUCUUAAAAAGCUGAUAAACUCAGUGUAUAUGUAAAACAUAUUCUUUAUUUUCCAUCUCUUGGACAUGCCUAAGGAAAAAGGUCUACUCUACGGCAGCAAACGUGUCUCUUAUAAUUUUCGCCAAAAUAUCAGUAAGAAUGUCCUUUUGGAUCUGCCAUUCCUUCUGUUCUGAUAACGGAAAAUAUUCUGAUCCACAUUUUGUUAUCUUCAUGCUUGAAGUGGCUUGCCUUCCUUCCCUUUUUACUUGACUUGCUUAAGGCUAAGAAUUGUCACUAACUAGCAUGAUAGGUUAUUCUCCAUUUUCAUUAUUUACAAACUGAUCAUGAUUAAGCGAGAAUUUUCUGACGCAAAUGUGUUUCAGGGGGGUAUACUCUGGUUCCAAAACUUGACAGCAUCUCCUGAAGGUGCUUUAGGUUGCAUUUUCCCAAUAUUAAUUGGUGGCCUACAUUUUCUAAAUGUUCAGGUAAUAUACAAGUGAGAUGUAUUUUCUUCCUAUCUAGACGUUCAUUUGCUCAGCGUUUUUCCAAUCUCUAUAAAUUUAUAGAUUGACAUUAUUUCAUCAAUAACCAUCUCCUUCCCAUCAUAAUGUCGCCACAUUAUACUCUUCUUGGGUGGAUGUGCAACAUAGAAAAACACGUUUAAUAGACAAAAGGUUAAGUUUGGCAUUGUUAAGACCUAAAAUAAUGAUAAAGAAAGCACAAUGAUUCUUAUCAGGUAUUGCUGUGUAUGAUUGCCAUUAAUGAAAUGGGUAAGGUGGACUCUUGGUUCGUUUCUGUAAGUAUACGUCAUCCAAGUUGUCAAUCUAUUAUUUCUGUUUAGAAUUCCUCGUCAUGUUAGUGAUGUUGGACAGCACUAGAGAAACCUGAUGGAUUCAUACUCCUUGGCAAGUUAUAUGAGGUAUGACAAACCACUGAUAGUUGAAUCCAGAGCUCACAUGAGGUCACUUAGGUGGAGUAUAAUUGGUAGAACUGGUGCCCCAUGCAAUGGCUGGGAAGACUCUGCCAGCAUGAACUUUCAUGGCUGGCCAACAUUGAUGUGUUGGCUGAACAGGGACAGCUUCAGUGCGCCUCAAUGGGCUGUAGCCAAAGGCUGGGCGGUCACAUCUUUGUGAGAUCAAUUCAGGGUAGGUUCCUGACUACGGUGUGCUUUGGAAACGCCACACAUGCGCUCUAGCUUUCAAUGGGACUGAUGGAGGGAUCAAGAGAGACAAAUAGAAAGACACUGGUGAAGAGAGGCAUGCUGUGGGACAUCUUGGAGAGGAAGUGAUAAGGGCACACAGUAGUGACAUGGUGACUUAAGGCUUCACGCCCAGCUGGAAGUAGCCAACAGAAAAAUACACAGACUUUUCGUUCAGAAAUUGUCGCUCUUUAUAAACUGUAUUUUCUUUGAAAAAUCACAGAGAAGACCAAAGAAGGACUAAGCUAUAACAAACAGCUCUUAGAAUAUUGCAUAAAUAUACUGAACAAUACUUUAGGUUGAAAAGGAGCAUAUAACUCUAUGAUAGAGAAGGAAGUAGUUCAAGAUCGCUUUUUGGCAUGGAGGCAAUGAUAGUGACAUAGCAUGAUUGUUAUGACUUGACAUCGUCAACGUUUAGGUUUUCCAGCUUGGCAUUGGUUAGGAGCAGUAGAAAUUAGGAUCCGAAGGAUUUUGGACCUCAGUUGGCCAUAUUGACCAACAAAACUUAUAUCUCCAGGGGUAUGGGUGAUAUCUUACAUCUUACAGUUGCGGUGGGGAAUGGGUGAAGGUCUUUAUUUGGAAGGUUGUUGUCUGACGCCUCUACUUUUACUAAACAAUUUCAGUCUCUCUACGAGCAUCACCAUUACACUGGAUUUGAGAUUUGGAUGCUUAUCCUCUUUGCAACUUUCUGGUUCAUUUAAAGUAAUAAUUUCUGAUUUACCUUUUAUCGUUGCAUAUCCAAUUGCAUUUAUUAUUCGUUAAAUAACUAACUCUAAUGAGAAAAGAUUCGAAUAUCUCAUUUGGGGAUAAUAGUAUCGCUUCCAACAGCUUGGUUUAAUGCAUAGCUGGUGCAAGUGAGACUUUUGAAAAUCCAUGAACAUGUAUAUUUCCUUCCCAUUUCAUUCUAUGAUUUUCAUGAUGAUGUUAGUAACGUUCUUAGUUCAGUAGUAACCAUAUCUAUGUAAUUAUCUUCAUAUAGUAUGUCCAAUUCAUAACUUUCUACAGAUUUAUUUGUUCAGCUCCAUUUUUUAAGAGUUCUUAGCUAUUUGACAUUUUGAGGACAUUUUAUGGUUUUUUUUGUCAUUUAACAGCAAAUGUACCCAUAAGCAUCAAUAUCUCAGAACGUGUAACCUGUCUAAAUGAAUCAUUACGCAUUUGACACUGGUGAUUGUUAUGCUCUGUGAUUUUCUUUGAUUAGGAAUAAGUCCACCUCAAAUUGGAAUUACGAGGGAUUUCAGGCAUACUUUUCUUUCACAUCAUUGUCUUGCACUGUUAUUAGAUGUUCCACUCCUUUUGUGCGCUUUUUUUCAUUUAUAUUUGACGUCUUGCGCUCCACGCCCAUUGCCAGAGAGUUUUUAUUCUCUGUGUCCUUGGAUAUGUAUGUUUAAUUUCGUUUUCAAUGGAUGCAGAUUUCUUUUCAGACAAUAAAGCUUGCAAAAAUGUCUGGAAUCUUUGGCUUAUUAGCAAAAGUGAGUUAUUUAUAAUUCCUGAAAACAACAAAUAGAUAGGCAGAAAUUCUUCCCUUUUAAUUUAUAAUUUUAUCUUUUACCUCAACUACAUGUUUGCAAACUCGCAUCCUUUCCAGAAAUUUGAUGGUGUUAGGAGAGACCUGAAGUCCAAUUUUUUUCAUACUUCAACUAUCUCUUGAAGAGCAUCCACCGUUUUAAUUUAAUGAAAAAAUCCUCCUUUUGUCAUCUUUAUUCCUAAAAUAUGUCUUGUUGCCAAGCAUGUUGCCCAUGGAUAUAUUGGAGGAUCCGUCUUAUAUGAGGAUCCUACUACGUUGAUAGCCAAAACAAACGGCCUUCUUUCUCUCAUUCUAUUAUGACUCACUCGUCAGCAUAGUACAAUUGGGUUUCUACUUGUUUCCUUCUGUUGGUUUUGCGGUUCAAUCACUGUUGACUUAUUUGUGUGCAAUCUUUAUUGCAGUAUUACAAGUUAUAUUUGGACAUUCUGACUUUCCCGCUUCUGCUAAUUGCUUUUAACAUUCCACAGGUUAGUACCAUUAUUUUUUCAAAUGCCUAAUUAGUGGUUGUUAUCCCAGAUGAUGAGUCUGCUGCUUUUCUUUCCUUCGUUCGUAAGAUUGUUGAGUUUAGUCGUGCAAGUCAAUGAGCGCGGUUCAUGGCUUGUGAAAAUGUCAUUUUCGGAUGAAUUAAAUAAACGACGCUUUUGCAUCGACGAGUAAAUCACUUCGUUAAUAUGAUAUGCUCUUGCCGCUGUCAUAUCAAUAAACAAUAUAAAGGAUGUCCUCAGCCUCCUUUGCUAGAGUAUCUAUCCAGGCCUUUGUCACAUAAACAAUAUAAGGGGUGCCAUCAGCCUAGAAGCCAUUAGCCGCAUAUAUGGUUUGUACAGCUUAAAAGCAACGCUGUUUUAAUGCUAUGAUAACGUCGUUAGGCAAUCCAACUCAGAACCAGCUAACAAUGCGUAGAGUGGGCCUUUUAUAGUAACAAACACAAAACUAUUGUACGAUGCACUCAUUAUUGACGUGAGCUACCUUUUCUAGUUCGAUAUCCACUCAUGUCUACCAUUGUUUGUCUGGCCUUCUUCACUAAGGAUGUUGGUGAAUCAAGUAUAAAGGGUUUGAGAUAUGCAUGUAUGUGCUUCCAUUGAUUAUUUCGGUCUCCUUGGAUAAUGAUCUUAUAGUAACAAAUUGAUUGCAUUCCGAGCUUGAUUCUGUAGUGGCUGAUGAUUUAAUUAUCAGUCCUUCGAACCAUGAAUUUUUUUAAUAGAUUUUUUGGAAUGUGCUCCAUACUACUUAUUUGGUUUUUCAAGCGUGAAAGUCCCAUCCUUAGUUCAGAAAAAGUCUUUAUAUGCAUAUGUUCAUGGUUUACGUCCUUUGCUUCUCUGGGUUUCCAUUAUCUCCAAAUUUUCUAUAUCUCUGGAAUCACGAUUGAUGUAAAUUCCUUUUGCAGGGAUCCCUAGUCUACUGGGUGACCAACAGUUCUUUGACUUUGGUUCAGGUCUGUGUCACCUUUCUUUUAACAUCACCUUGACAAGAACUUGUUUUCAGCAGAAAUUUUCUUCGGCUUUAUUAUUGUUUAUCGAAAGAUUGGUGUGAAUACUGGUUUCAAAAUCCAUCAGAUCACUAAGACUCAAACCUGGCCUAGCUGUAGCUAUUCCAUUUUCUGUCCCAUCUUUUCUUCUCAUUCGUUUUCCUUUCCAGCUUCGUUUGUUUUUGCAUGCUAUGGAGUGUGUUGAAAUGAACAUUUUUGAAAUUUUGGGUAAUGGAAACAAAAAAGGACGGAAAACCCUACCUCAAGACAACUCCCUACCCAAAUGGCUCUUUUUCCUUCUUUUUUUUUUCUUAUUAUUUUCUGAAUGUCAUGUUAUCUGCUUCUUUUCUACAAGAGAAAAUUCAGUGAAAUCCAGCCAAGACGAUGUCACUAAACUGUAGAGUGACUUGAACAUUAGGCUUGUUUUAGACCCACGCAAUUUUGAUGCGUGCUUAAGAAUUUUUCAAGUUUCUAUUGGGCUUCCCCAACUUGCUUGAGCCUAUCCAAAUCGCUUCUGAUUUCUCAUUGCCUGGCUUGGCUGUAGGAAAUAAUCAGCCCAAGUUUUUUAUGUAUUCUAAAUGGGUAAAACGCUCCCUUUCCUGCUGUGGUUUGCUGCCUUUCUUCAGGAAGGCCUUUUCUAUUGCUGUUGCCAGGGCUGUGUAGAACCAGUGCUUAAAUCUUUACCUGCGAUAUUUGUGCGGCUGCCUUUGUUUCCUCAGCUGGAAGAGUGGAGGAAUUCCUUCGGCCAAACAUCUUAACGCAGUGGGCAAAACUUGUUUUGCAGCAACUCUGUUUCAGACAUCCAAAUGUUCGGAAGAUGGUGGGGUUACCUGAGACGACUUCCCCAGCAAUCCCCAAAGAAAACCGCCCACCUGAGAAAAAGCUCCCAACAGAUGAUCAAGUUCCCCUGGAGACACUCCCCCCCCAGAAACUUCUCGAGGUGAGUAAAAAACCUAAAACUAAAAACUCCACCUUUCAUUUCUUGGCCUGUAUUUUCCUCGGUGAUGAUGAUGAUGUUCCCUCAGGCAUAUAUGUAUUUGACAUGUUUUGUAGCUUGCCCUCAACCUCAUGAACGAGCAAUCUCAAGAUGAAGCUCUUCCCCUGCUGCGGUAUCCCAUCUCUCUUUCUCUCUCUCUCUCCCUCUCUCUCUCUCUCUCUUAUGGGUAAUUUAUUCAGAGUCCGGAGAUGUUCCCAUGCAGGCUUGCAACCGAGAGAGACCCCGACCUGGUAAAAGCUUUCAUCGCCUUGGGACAGAUAUACUGCUCCAGAGGAUCACUGGAGGAGGCUGCAGAGUACUUUGAACUCGCCCUUUCCAAGGUUCAGUGAUCCUAACCUCCCCUCCGGAUACCACACAGCGUCUCUUUCAUUCCCCAUUAUCGAUGAUUCUUGCGCCAGCAGAGCGGGGAGCACGAGGUUGACAACAUAAUUCUUGCAUCUUUUGGGGCCGGGUUCUCCCGAAUCAAUCAGGUAAGUGGGUACAAAGUAUCCCAGCAGGCCAGACUAUUUUCAGUAAAUACUUGCUAUUUUUGCUGCUUCAACGCCAUUAACAUCAAACAGGGGAAGAAGGAGGAGGGGAUUGACCAUUUGAGGAGAAUAGCGCAGAUGAAGGAGCCAGAGAAGCCCACUGACAAAGCCUCCUACUACACAGCGCUGGUGCUCCUAGGAAGGUGCAGCCUUGGAAAUAAAUAUAAAUAAAUAAAUAAAAAUUCCUUGAAUGAUUUUUCUUUUACAGGCUGUUCAUCGUAGAACACAAGUUAGUGGUGUAACCUGGAGAGUGUUCUUAUGUUUCAGUACUCUCUACAACGACGGGGAGAAGUCAGAAGCAGCGAGGUAUCUUCGGAUGGCUGCGGCCUACGACCCUGCCGUCAAUGCCUACUUGAAGCAGUGUGAAGAAGAGUAG
This is a messenger RNA of Spirodela intermedia, 16723 nucleotides long. The record is from the annotation of a GenBank genome assembly. NCBI's taxonomy places the organism in Eukaryota, Viridiplantae, Streptophyta, Magnoliopsida, Alismatales, Araceae.